AACAAUUAAUAGUAGAAGAAGAACCUACUGCAAAAACAUUGAAACAGGCGAGAGAGAUGUGACAGUUACAGUGUUGAGAUUCUUACCAGUAGCUAAACUUUCCGUGUGAUGACCCUGAAAAGAAACAGAUCGUGUAGACACAUGUUAGUCUAUGAACAGAUGGCUAAAUCUACACGCCAUUAAUCCAAAUCGGAAAACGCUCAAAUCUGUUGAGUUACUGAUCGUCAAGGUUAUGCAAUAUCUUUAUUACUAUUAUAACCACCAAAUGCAGUAAGAUGAAAAUGAGGCUUCCUUUAGCAUUGAUUGCAAAUGUAAGAUUGCUUAAUUCUGGCUUCAGAAUCAGGCAUUCGAUUCAUAAUGGUGUUACAAAAACAUCAUUGCUGUCCAGUCAUAAUAUAUGCAGCGGAGCGGAGAGAACGUGGAUAAAACCAGCGGGGUUUGACACCGGUGUGAAGACUUACAACAGUCUCACCAAGCAGAAAGAACCUCUGGUUUUGGCACAAGAACGCAUUGCUACCUGGUAUAGUUGUGGACCUACUGUUUAUGACCAUGCCCAUCUCGGUCAUGCGUGCUCAUAUGUCAGAUUUGAUAUUCUACAAAGGAUCUUGUCCAGAAUUUUUGAAAUUAAUGUAAUCCACGUCAUGGUCAUCACCGACAUUGAUGAUAAAAUAAUACAAAGAAGCCUUGAGCAGAACAUCUCGCCCACUGUCCUAGCAAGAAUGCAUGAGGAAGAGUUUAAGAGGGACAUGCAAGCACUGCGGGUUCUUCCUCCAGCUGUAUACAUGAGGGUGACAGACAACAUACCCCAGAUUGUAGCUUUUAUAAAGCGUAUUAUUGGAAAUGGACAUGCCUAUGUCACAAGUCAAGGCAACGUCUACUUUGACACUCAGUCGAUUGGUAACCGCUAUGGCAAGCUUGUGAACCUUGGAGGGAUUGUUGGGGAGCUGGGGGCUCAGGAUAAAAGAGAUCCAAGGGAUUUUGCUCUGUGGAAAGCAUCCAAACCACAUGAACCUCAUUGGGAAUCACCUUGGGGACAAGGAAGACCUGGGUGGCACAUUGAAUGUUCUACAAUUGCUAGUUCAGUUUUUGGAAGUCAGUUGGACAUCCACUCUGGAGGAAUUGACCUUGCAUUCCCACAUCAUGAGAAUGAGAUUGCCCAGUCUGAGGCGUAUCAUCGGUGUGAACAAUGGGGGAACUACUUCCUGCACUCUGGGCACCUUCAUUUGAAAGGAAGCGUAGAGAAGAUGUCAAAAUCCUUGAAGAAUUAUGUAACUAUAAAGGAUUUUCUGAAAUCUUACACUGCUAAUGAGUUUCGACUUUUCUGCCUUCUGACCAGAUACAGAUCAGCAAUUGACUAUAGUGAUGCAAGCAUGAGUGAAGCCCGAUCUACCCUGUCCACCAUCUCUGCCUUCUGCCACAAUGCACAGGCCUACAUGCAGGGCCACUUACAGUGCCAGCCUAUAGAGGAGGGAAUUCUCUGGGAGAGGUUGUCUGCUACACAGUCCAGUGUUCGGAAAGCACUCGCUGAUGAUUUUGACACCCCAAAAACUGUGGAUGCCAUUAUGAGCCUCAUUCACCAUGGCAACUGUCAGCUUCAGCCUACUGCUAAGGUUGAUGGGCCGAGGAGUCCUGCUGUAUUUGGAGCCAUGCUGUCCUAUGUCAGGGAAAUCAUGGGUGUUUUUGGAGUUGAUCUAUUGGACAGAAAGGAAGUCCAUGAUUCCUCUGGAGUUUUAAAUAAUGUGGUAGAGGAAUUGGUGCAUUUUCGGAGUGAGGUUCGUAAAUUUGCUCUUUCUGUGGAAGAUCAAGCUCCACAAGAUCCCCUCACUGGCUCUGAAAUUCAGAAAAGGCAUCCACAGCCAGACAGAGUGCCCUUGCUGAAGGCCUGUGAUGCCUUUAGGAAUAAUCUAGCACCCCUUGGAGUCCACAUUAAGGAUAGAGGCACAAACUCCACAUGGGAAAUAACAAGAAGAGGAGAGACCAGGAAGAAUUAACCACUUACUGAAUUGGGACCAAACUUUAUCUAUUAGAACACACGCUGUUUGUAGCAUCUCAGCAGUUUUCUUCUCUUUAUAGAAAUUACAGCUUUACUGAAAAGCCUUGCAGAAAUGAUUAGUUCUAUAAUGCAACUAAAGCUGUAACACCACUAGUAAUUGUAACCACAUCUUGUGUCUGAUGAUAAUGAUUGUAAUUGUUAAUAAAACAACUCUGUUCUUAGCUUAA
Cyprinus carpio (common carp) is the source of this 2220-nucleotide messenger RNA. It is a transcript of the gene cars2, whose product is annotated as cysteinyl-tRNA synthetase 2, mitochondrial. Gene Ontology annotation, cellular component: cytoplasm. Lineage: Eukaryota; Metazoa; Chordata; Actinopteri; Cypriniformes; Cyprinidae. Gene Ontology annotation, biological process: cysteinyl-tRNA aminoacylation. The record is from RefSeq and is a predicted model, not a curated record. Gene Ontology annotation, molecular function: cysteine-tRNA ligase activity; ATP binding.